CUCUGGGUAAUUACGGUAGCGGACGUCAUCUUCCUCCCCCACACCCUAGGCUCUGCACAGCUCUUUUGCCGGUGAAAGCUUGGUCGGAUAGCGUGGGUGCCAUUUGGCGCAGUAUUGAGCUACAUCAGUCGACAAAGGGCGUCCAGUUAUUUAUUUAUCGUCGUAUUUUGAGUUUUAUUUAAUAGAUUUUGCCGUUAAGCAUUCACAAUGAGCUCAAUUAACGUCAAAAAGCUGAAAGUGAACGAGCUGAAGGACGAGCUGAAAAAGCGUAAUCUUUCGGACAAGGGGCUGAAGGCCGAGCUUAUGGACCGCCUGCAGGCCGUGCUGGACGAGGAGGCCCUUGCCGGAGACUCCCCGCUGAACCAAGAAGCUGCAGCGGACGAGGGUCCCGGCCAGGCCGCAGACCUGGAGGGCAUGGGAGAGGAAGAAGAGGGCGAGGGCCCGAUAGAAGAAAGCAUGGAGGCCAACGAAGAAGAGGAGGAGGAGGAGGAGAAAGAAGAAGAAGAAGAGCCGGAAAAUGGGGGCGCCGCUGAUGGCGCUGCCGAGGACGAAGAGAUGGGUGAGGGGGAAGAGGACGGAGACGAGGACGACGAGAUGGAUCCCAUGCUCAAGGGAGAUGUCGACGACAUGGAGAAAAUAGACACAGAUGAUGGUGAGCCCGCGGACCAGGCUGCUGAGGGGGAUGCGGACAAAGACACGAAUGCUGAUCAGAAGAAUAAGAAGGGUGUUAAGAGACGCCGGGAGGAACAUGGAAGGGGCUACUUUGAAUUUAUUGAAGAGAACAAAUACAGCUGGGCCUCAUUUAAGUCCCCUGUGCCACCCCUGGAGGAAGAAGACGAGGAGUUUGAUGACACAAAAGUCUGCCUGGAUACCUACAACUGCGACCUGCACUUUAAGGUGUCACGGGACCGUUACAGCGCCUCAUCUCUCACAAUGGAGAGUUUUGCUUACCUCUGGUCCGGAGGCAAGGCCACCUAUGGCGUGAACAAAGGCAAAGCCUGCUUUGAGAUGAAGAUUGCAGAGAAAAUUCCUGUGAAGCACAUUUCCAGCAAGAACAUGGAGAUUCAUGAUGUGCAGGUCGGCUGGUCCCUGUCUACUGGAACACUCCUCCUUGGUGAGGAGGAACAUUCUUAUGCAUACUCUGGGAAAGGCAAGAAGACCACCAACUGUGUCACGGAGGACUUCGGAGAGACCUACGAGGAGAAUGAUGUCAUCUGCUGCCUUAUUGACUUUGAGGGCGAGGAUGUGGUGUUGUCCUUCUCCAAGAAUGGCGCCGAGCCGGCUGUCGCUUUCCAGGUGAACAAGGAGACUCUGAAUGGCCAGGCCCUUUUCCCACACGUCAUCUGCCACAAUUGCGCCGUGGAGUUCAACUUUGGCCAGAUGGAGACUCCGUACUUCCCUCAGCCUCAGGGCUACACCUUCCUGCAGCAGAUGCCUUUGGAUGACAGAGUCCGUGGGCUCAAGGGCCCACAGACCAAGGCCGACUGCGAGAUCAUAGUGAUGGUUGGCCUACCAGGCUCAGGGAAGACUACGUGGGUGAAGAACCAUGUCCAGGAGAACCCUGGGAAAUACUACAUCCUGGGCAGUGACACCAUCGUGGACAAGAUGAUGAUCAACAGCCUGAAACGACAGUCAAAGGACAUUACAAAACUGACCGCCAUUUCCCAGAGAGCACCACUUUUCCUGGGAAAGUUUAUUGAGAUUGCCGCACGCAAGAAGAGAAACUACAUCCUGGAUCAUACUAACCUGUCUGCCCCAGGGCAGAAGAGGAAGAUGUGUUUGUUUGCGGGCUUCCAGCGCAAGGCUGUGGUGGUCUGCCCCUCCGACGAGGAAUACAAGCAGAGGGUCCAGAAGAAGGUUGAGAGCGAUGGCAAAGAAGUGCCCGAGCACGCGGUCUUCAAAAUGAAAGGCUUCUACUCUCUGCCUGCGGAGGGCGAGAGCUUCAACGACGUCGUCUUCGCCGAGCUGCAGAAGGAGGAGGCCGGGAAGCUGCUGGAACAGUACAAAGAAGAAAGCAAGACGGCGCUGCCGGCCGAGAAGAAACCCAACCAGGGAAGCACGACGCCAAAACGAGGCGGCGGCCUGCGUGGCGGCGGCCGCGGAGGAAAGAACCAGUUUGGCCGCGGCAGUGGGCCCGGCCAGAGGGGCGGUGGCCGCGGAGGCUUCCAGAGCAGAGGCAACUUCAGAGGAGCUCCUGGCCCUCGUGGCGGCUUCAGCCGUCCACCUCGUGGCUUCCUGCCUCCCCCACCCUUCAGAGGAGGGUUCCACAGCCGUGGGAACUUCAACCGGGGCGGUGGCCCUAUUCCCAGCCUGGGUGGAUCCCCCAGGGGUGGGCCAAUGAGGGGUAACAUGGGACCCAGGGGUGGCCCCAUGAACAGGGGUGGCCCCAUGAACAGGGGUGGCCCCAUGAACAGAGGGAACAUGAGCAGAGGAGGUGGAGCCAACAUGCACCGUGGUGGAUCCAGGGGACAUCACAACCAGUUUCAGCAGAGAGGUGGUAACCGUGGCAACUUUAGCAACUUUGGAAACAAGAAUGGCAACUUUGGAAACAACCGGAACGGCGGUAACUUUGGCAACAGGAAUGGGAUGGACAAGGCCCAGGCCUUCAACCAGAGCUGGCAGCAAGGGUUCUGGAACCAGAAGCCAUGGAGCCAGCAGUAUCAGCCGGGCUAUUACUAAGACACUUGUUGUAACGGACUGGUGGCCGACACUGAGACCCACCGCUAGCCACGGAACUUCCCUCCACCCCCCCGGCUUUCUUUUUCCCCUAAAACCCACUUUUAAUGAUCUGGUAAACUGACAAUGAAGACUAACGUGAUAUGGAGCAACAACAUUCCACAUCAGAGAGGCAACCCAAGCUUUAUAUUCUCUAAUAUACACAUGUACAACGUGGGUUCAUUUUCAUCCAUCUGUUUUUUUUUUUUUUUUUUUUUUUUUUUUUUUUUUGUGUAUAUUUUCAUCUUGUUUUCACAACUUUUAAAUGACGUGCUUUUAAAAAAAAAAAAAAAAAAAAAAAAAAUCUUGUUUGUAAUAUCAGGAACCUGAGAUAUUUUGGCUAGCCUGGCAGAUGUUGAGAUUUUUUUUUUUUUUUUUUUUUCUUCAGGGUUGUGCAUUUUAUCUGUGCUGUGAUUUUUGUUUUUGCUUUUUUUUUUUUUUUUUUUUUUUUUUUUAUUACAAAUUGUAAAUAUUUGUUUGCGUAGUUUGUAUAAGUAGUUAAAAAAAACGGUAAUGAUUGAAAGGAACCUUGGCUUAUUAGCAAGAAGCAUGGUAGCUGAUUAUAUUGUUAGGCUGUACAUGUCAAAAGUCCACUGUCUGACAGUGAAACUGAAGUAACGGAUGACUUGUCUUUUGUUCCCAGUAUCAAACUUGUAACCUAAACUCUAUAGACGUACAAUAAACAACUCGUUGGCUUUUUUACAUUC
This is a messenger RNA of Perca flavescens (yellow perch), 3422 nucleotides long. It is a transcript of the gene hnrnpub, whose product is annotated as heterogeneous nuclear ribonucleoprotein Ub. The record is from RefSeq and is a predicted model, not a curated record. Gene Ontology annotation, biological process: alternative mRNA splicing, via spliceosome; positive regulation of transcription by RNA polymerase II. The transcript has 14 exons. Gene Ontology annotation, cellular component: nucleus; ribonucleoprotein complex. Gene Ontology annotation, molecular function: protein binding; RNA binding; promoter-specific chromatin binding. The coding region runs from base 208 to 2679 and encodes 823 amino acids. NCBI's taxonomy places the organism in Eukaryota, Metazoa, Chordata, Actinopteri, Perciformes, Percidae.